Messenger RNA from Fusarium venenatum, 1464 nucleotides. Lineage: Eukaryota; Fungi; Ascomycota; Sordariomycetes; Hypocreales; Nectriaceae. The record is from RefSeq and is a predicted model, not a curated record.
AUGUCUGAAACUCUUGACAAGACCCAAACCGGCAAACAUACCCUUGAUGUGGAAGAAAAGGGCCAGUGUCAUCACCUCGAGAAGCAUGACACGCAAAUCUUGACCGGGGUCGAUGACACAGGUGCGCACAGCAAGAUCGAUCCUGCGGAGAUCAAGCUCGUGCGCAAGCUUGACCGGAUUAUCCUUCCUAUGCUUUGGAUUAUGUACUGGUUCAAUUAUCUUGAUCGCAAUGCCAUCACUGUUGCUCGACUGGACGACUUUGAGAAGGAGCUCAACCUGACUUCUACAGAGUAUCAAACAUGUGUUUCGAUUCUCUUUGUUGGGUACAUUCUCGGACAGAUCCCAUCCAAUAUGCUCAUGACCCGAAUCCGACCUUCGUUUUUUAUGUCAGGGGCUAUGUGCCUUUGGGCAGUUGUGAGCACUCUCACUGCUAUCUGUCACAACUUCAAAGGGCUCCUCCUUACGCGAUUCUUCCUUGGCGUCACCGAAGCCCCAUUUUACCCCGGAGCGCUCUAUAUGCUUUCGAUAUUUUAUACUCGAAAAGAGAUUGCCACCCGCAUCUCUAUUCUCUUCACUGCCAAUAUCUGUGGAACUGCAUUCGCGGGUCUCAUAGCUAUCGGCGUUUUCAAGAUGAGUGGAGUUGCUGGUCUUUCAGGUUGGAGAUGGCUUUUCAUCAUUCAAGGAAUCAUCACAUUCGUCAUCUCCAUUUCCUCGGCUUGGAUCUUGCCUGAUGAGCCAAUCAAGACCCGUUGGCUUACAGCAGAGGAACGUCAGCUGGCACAUGAUAGAAUUGCCGCCGAUACUGUCCAGUUACGAUCAAACACUACAACCGUUGCCGGGCUUCUCGAUGCUUGCAAGGAUCCUCGGCUCUGGGUUCUUGUUUUCAUGCAACACUUCCAUAUGGCUGCCAGUAACUUCAAGAACUUCUUCCCUACCAUUGUGGGAACACUUGGAUUUGACCGCAAUACUACCCUCGCUCUUACCUGCCCUCCAUAUAUCGUGUCGGGUAUCGUCUGUAUCGCAUGGGCCGCAAACUCAGGACGAAUGAACGAAAGAACCUGGCAUAUUACCCUUGCCAAAGUUAUGGCUGUCUUUGGCUUUAUCUUGGCCUGCACAGUUCAUAACACCGGUGCUCGUUACUUUGCUAUGUGCGUCUUUGCCAGCGGGGUUUACGCUUGUAACAGUGUCAUCCUCGGUUGGGUUGCUAGCACAUGUGGUCAAACAAAGGAAAAGAAGGCCAUUUCUUUAGCCAUGGCAAAUACUAUUGCCACUCUUGGACCCAUCUAUACACCAUAUCUCUGGCCAAGUUCGGAUGCGCCUAUGUACCCCGUUGCCAUGUCUAGCAGUGCUGCUUUCUCAGCUGCUUCAGCUUUGUUGGCUUGGGUUCUUAGGUGGAUGUUGAUUAGGGAGAACCGCAAGAUCAGACAGUCGAACAAUGAGGAAAGAUUGUUCUACGCAUACUAG